AUGAAUGUGUGUUCUCCUUCUAAAGUUUAAGGGCCAUCCCUUUUAAGAAAUCCUUUUUAAUAAGUUCGAUCUGUUAGUACUGAUUGUAAGUAUGCCACUUGGUAGUCACCAAAAAACAAAGAGAAUCUCUCUCCAAAUUAAUAAAGAGUGGAUUUAGUUAAAAAGAUUAUAGUACUACUUGAAGAAAAUGAGAAAUCAGCAGAACUCAUAAAAUAACUUUUAACAAAAGAAUCAAAAUACUAGAAAUAAAGAUCAAGUGAUUAGACUGAAUUAUCUUAAUUAAGAGAUGAAGUUGCUAUUCUUAAAGAAUAAUUGAUGUAAACUAAUUAUUUUUUAAUAUAUUAGUAAAUCUGAAGAGGAUAGAAUAUUAACAGAGACUAAAUACUAGGCUGUUUUAAAAGAAUUAGAUUAUAAGGAUUAAUAAAUUGAAAAUAAAAAAGAAACAAUUGUUGCUUAGGAAGAACAUAUUAAAUAACUUUUAGAGAGAAAUGCAGAAUUAACAGAAUAAUUAAAAUUCAGUCAAGAUGAAUUAAAUAAUUUAGGUGAUAUUGAUGAAAAGAUAGAUUUUAUACUAAAUGAAAAUGAAUAAUUAAAAUUUUUAAGUGACAAAUUACAAGAUUAAUUAAGUGCAUCUGAAGAAUAACUAUUUAGAUUUAAAUAAAAAAUAGAUUAAUUAUAAUCAUAAGAAACUGAAAGAAGUGAAGGUGCACUCAAUGGAUACAAAUAAAAGAUAAGAAACUUAGAAACUAAAUUAGCUGUAUUAUCAGAAGAUAAUGCACGUAGAAGGCAGAUUGUUUGA
Molecule: messenger RNA, 799 nt
Organism: Paramecium primaurelia
Lineage: Eukaryota; Ciliophora; Oligohymenophorea; Peniculida; Parameciidae
Source: the annotation of a GenBank genome assembly